GGAUAUUCUCUCAAUAUCACUGUAAUGUCACAGGAAUAUUCCCGCUUGAUAUCACCGUGACAUUUAAGCAAUAUUCCGUGCUACUUCGGUAUAUUAAAAGGCCCACCAUCUCCCAUUAAUAACAGGGAAAUUGUGAAUGCUUUAUUCAUAAACAACAAUGACGUUAUCGUUAUAGAAGAUGAAUCCGAUAUGGAAGAACAUCAGGGCUUAAUUGUUGAAAUGUUUAAUAUUGAUAAUCAAAUUGUCAACAACCAUCUUGGAGAACAAAUAUUACAAGCUGAGGAAGAUCAACGGAUUGAAAAUCCAGCACAACCUGCAGAACAACAUGAACAGCAACAAGAACAGCAGCUGGUCACAUUGCAGGGAAUACCAAUAAGAUGCUGUACUUGUUUGACUGAAACACCAAUAUAUUGUAUUUUAGCUUGCGGGCAUAUACCUUUCUGCGAAGCAUGCUGGCUGACGUACAAUUAUAACAGCAAUGACUUCGUUGUCAACAACGACGAAAUGUUGAGGAGCUGUCCAGUAUGCCGAGAAACGUAUAAUGUAAAUGAUGUUAGAAAGGUGUUUUUCACAUAAACAUUAUACACUAAAAAUAUAUUCAUUUAUUAAUUAUUAUUAUUAACUAUAAUAA
Leptopilina boulardi is the source of this 631-nucleotide messenger RNA. RefSeq lists its product as uncharacterized. NCBI's taxonomy places the organism in Eukaryota, Metazoa, Arthropoda, Insecta, Hymenoptera, Figitidae. The coding region runs from base 190 to 576 and encodes 128 amino acids. The record is from RefSeq and is a predicted model, not a curated record. The transcript is spliced from 4 exons.